This is a messenger RNA of Podarcis muralis (Common wall lizard), 5830 nucleotides long. RefSeq names its product RUN and SH3 domain containing 2 (gene RUSC2). NCBI's taxonomy places the organism in Eukaryota, Metazoa, Chordata, Lepidosauria, Squamata, Lacertidae. Gene Ontology annotation, cellular component: cytoplasmic vesicle. The record is from RefSeq and is a predicted model, not a curated record. Gene Ontology annotation, molecular function: protein binding.
CGACUGUGAGCUCCGGGAUAUGCUACGAGCGAGGGGGAAAAUUCUCUCUCUCUCUCCACCGCCUGCCUAAUUUUAGGAGACCCAGCCGCGUCUCCAAAUGCAGCCAAACAAACCGGCUGGCGUGUGAAGCGCAGCCGGGCCGUCGUCGGCUGUCUGCGCGCUCCGAAGCUGCGCGCCGCCUGCAGCCGCCGGGGAGUGUCUUGUUUUGAUGCUCCCGAUGCGCCUCCUCGCUGCCGGGCGAGGCUGCCGUCAUAUUUCGGGCAUAGCAUGCAUAGCUGGCAUUCCAGGGCCCGCGCCCGCCCCCAGGACAGCCUUCGGAGGCUGGAGGGAGCCCGGCUCGGGGCUGCGCGCGGGGGCCGAAUCGCGGAGGGUCUCCGGGCAGGAGGCUGACGCCGGGUGCUCCUUCGAUGCUUCGAUGAGAUGCGCUUCUGCAGUCCCUCCUCACCUGAAUCCUUCCAUGGGUAGCUUGGGGACCGCGGGGGUCCUGGAGAGCGACGACGAUGGAUAGCCCCCCCAAGCUGGCCGGCGAGACGCUGAUUGUCCACCACAUCCCCCUGGUGCACUGCCAGGUCCCCGACCGGCCGUGCUGCGGCACCACCAGCAAACGGGCCAACCCCUUUGGGCAGGCCGACUCGGGGGCCCUGCGGACCGGCUCCCUCCCGGAGCGGGACCUCUCGCAGGCCGACUCCCUGCUCUACAGCAGCUUGCUCCAGGCUCCAGAAGCGACCCUGGCCCCAGGGGAGACGCCCGAAGAGAAGGAGGCCCUGCGCAGGGACCCGCCUGCCCCCGGUGCCAACAAGCGGCAGAACCCCUUCCUGCUGGGGGGCAGCGAGACCCAGGAGCUCUGCGAAGAUGAGCUGGGCAAGGCCUCCUUCCGCCUGCACGAGCUGGCCCUGCCGCCCUUCCGCCUGCAUGAGCUGGCCCUGCCGCCCUUCCGCCUGCACGACACCAGCCCCCUCGUGAAGCCCUGGAGCGCCAGCCCCCGGGCGGACGUGGUGGAGGGCCAGGAGGAGGACGAGCUGUCCCGCGAAGACGCCCGCAAGAGGAGCCGCCUGGCGCCUGAGCUGAUGGAGCUGGACGAGUACGGCUGUCACCGCGCUGAGCCCUCCAGCUUCUCCUUCGAGCAGGAGUGGGCCAGCGAUGGCGAGGAGCUGGCGCACAGCCGGGACGCCCCCCGCAGCCGGACCUGCAGCUGCUCCAGCGCGGAGCUCCAGCGCUGCUGCUGCUACAGCCUCUCCAGCCAGUCGGAGGCCCCCGACCAGCCGAUGGGCUACGUCAGCGACUCCUCCUGCAACAGCUCCGACGGCGUCCUGGUCAACUUCAGCGCCCUCUACAACAAGAUGAACGGGCACGCGCACCCCAACCUCAACUCGGGGGCCCACUCCUGCGACGACUCCUCCUCCGGAAGCCACUCGGACUCGGGGGCCUUCUACCUGGACUUGCACUCCUCGCCCGGCGAGCCCAAGGCGCCUGGCGAGCCGCACCAGGCCUGCGGGUGCCACCACGCCUCCUCCCCGGUCUUGGACGCCAACUGCAACUCCUACCCCGCCCUGUGUGACCCCUGCGCCUCCGAGGCCUCCGACCUGACGGCCUGCUUCCAGAGCCAGGCGCGGCUGGUGGUGGCCACCCAGAACUACUACAAGCUGGUCACCUGCGACCUGUCCUCCCAGUCCUCGCCCAGCCCGGCCGGCUCGUCCAUCACCAGCUGCUCGGAGGAGCAGCCGCGGGGCAGCCCCCUGCAGCCCACCGAGUACUACCUGUUCCAGAGGCCCGACAGCGACACCGACUGCUCGCGGGAGGAGUCGCAGGGGGAGGCCGAGAAGGGCGCCAUCGAGGGGCAGGUGUACGUCAACGUCUCGCCGCCCACCCUGGCCGGCCCGCGGAGGCAGCGGUCCCGCAGCUACGACCGCAGCCUGGACCGCAGCCCCACCGGCCGGCUGGGCUCCCUGGAGCGCAUGAUGAGCUGCCCGGUCCAGCUGAGCGACGGCCCUGCGCUGCCCUCCCAUGGCUCCCCGCCCAAGCGGGUCACGUCCUUUGCGGAGCUGGCCAAGGGCCGCAAGAAGACGGGCUCCUCUCCCCCGCUGCGCACCAGCAGGGACUCUUCCCUGGAGUUUUCCCCCAUCCCCGAGUACCAGAGGGACGGAUCCGUCUUCCUCGAGGGCCAGGCCAGGCACAGCCAGAGCCUCCCCUCCCACGCCCUCAACCGCAGCUGCGAGGGCCACCGUGGCACCGAGAGGGGGCUGAGCACCCCCAGGAAGGGCCUGGGCUCCAGGGAGAUGCCUUCCUGCGGGCAGGAGGGGCCCGCGCAGCCGUUCUUCUCCGCCUUGAUGGAGCAGGGGUCUGCCAGCGGCCUUGGCCAGAAAGACAUUCGUGCCCGAGCUGAUGGCGGCGCAGCGGACAGCAAGUCGGUGGUGCGCUACAGCAAGGCCCAGCGCCCGACCACCCUGCCCAUCCAGCCCUUUGUGUUCCAGCACCACUUUGCCAAGCAGCCCAAGGCGCGGGCCUUGCACAGCCACUUUGCCGCCAGCCUCUCUCAGCUCUACAGCCGCUCGGCCGCCAGCCAGACUCUCUCCUCCGCCUCCCAGUCCUCGGCCUCCGCCACCUCGGCCGAGAUGGUGGUCCAGGCGGCGGCCCUGGGGCACGGCCAGCGCUCGGCGGACGGGGCGGCCUCCCUGGGGGACGGCUGUGCCAGGAAGCCUGUGCCGGAGACCACACGCCCGUCCCCGCUGGGCAGCUACUCCCCCGUGCGAAACAACGUGCCUUUUUUCCAGAGCGCGGACUCCUCCUCCUCCUCCUCCUGCUCGCCGGGCAACGAGAGCCACCCGCCCCGGAGCAGGUCUUGCCCGGUCUCUGCCAACCUCCUGCCCGCCGGGACUUCCCCUCCCGCAAGAAGCCAGGCUGCCAACCUCAGCAGCAACGCCAACGGCACCGCCCUGCAGGCCAAGAAGGAGAGCCCCCCGCCCGCGCCCACGAAGGCUCCCGUGCUGCCGGAACUGGAGGCCCCCGCGCCCGAGCGCCAGCUCCACCGCAGCACCGCCCUGCCUCCCCUGAUGCCCCCCGGGCUGAUCCUGGCCAGGCCAGGCGACCACGGGGAGCCCCAGUGGCCCCUCGGCUGCAGCGAGGCUCUGGGCGCAGGAUCGCUGGGCCCUCGGCCGCUCAAUGCCAACCACCUCUCUCCGCAAGCCCUCAAGUGGCGGGAGUACCGGCGGAGGAACCCCCUGGGCCUGGACCGCAUUUCGGGGCUGGCCGGCAGCCUGGACUGGAAGCAGCCGGAGGGCAGGCUGCCCUGGAGGAACCCCAUCUUCGAGCUCCCCUUGAGCACGGGCCGCGCCAGCUGCAGACUCAACGGACAUUCCUUGAAGCAGCCGCAGCUCAACUACUCCGACUUCUUCCCGGACUAUUUCUCCUUGGCGGAAAAGCCCCCGGCCGAAUUCUGCCUCUCUCCGGACGGCAACACAGAGUCCAUCUCCAUCGAUCUGCUGCAGAAGAAGGGUCUCGUCAAGGCGAUCAACAUGGCUGUGGAUUUGAUUGUGGCGCAUUUUGGGACCAGCAGGGAUCCUGGGGUGAAGGCCAAACUGGGGAACAGCUCCGUCAGCCCCAAUGUGGGGCACCUCAUCCUGAAGUACCUGUGCCCAGCCAUCCGGGACGUGCUGAGCGACGGGCUCAAGGCCUACGUCCUGGACGUCAUCAUCGGCCAGAGGAGGAACAUCCCCUGGAGCGUGGUGGAGGCCUCCACCCAGCUGGGCCCCUCCACCAAGGUCCUGCACGGCCUCUGCAGCAAAGUCAGCCAAUACCCGGAGCUCACCAGCCACUCCAUGCGCUUCAACGCCUUCAUCCUCGGCCUCCUCAACAUCCGGUCCCUGGAGUUCUGGUUUAACCACCUCUACAACCACGAAGACAUUGUGCAGGUGCACUACCAGCCGGUGGGCUUCCUCUCUCUGUCGCACGGCGUGUGCCAGGGCCUCUUUGAGGAGCUCCUCCUCCUCCUCCAGCCCCUCUCGCUGCUCCCCUUCAGCCUGGACCUCCUCUUUGAGCACCACCUGCUGCAGAUGGGCAAGGAGCAGCAGCAGCAGAAGGAGAUGCUCCGCGUCCAGCAGGGCCUGGUCCUCUCCGCCCACUCCACCCUCCAGCUGAUGAGGAGCCGGGGGGCAGCAGCAGCAGCAGCCAUGGGGGCCACCACCAGCACCACCAGCAGCAGCCUGGAGAGGAGCGUCGGUGGCUGGGGGGCGGCGGAGCAGGACCGCGGCCGGGAGAGCCAUGGGGGACCCCCGGCGAAGGCAGCAGAAGGAAGGGUCAAAGGCGAGGGGGCCCCAUCGGUGGCACCCCCCGAGAGGGAAGCAGAGUCGGCGCGGUGGAAGGGGCCCCCCGAGCCCAAGAAAGACAAGCAGGCCAGCUGGUGGUACCAGCUGAUGCAGAGCUCCCAGGUCUACAUCGAAGGGUCGGCGGAAGGGGCCCGCUUGGCCCGCUACGAGCGCAGGAAGAAGGGUGGGGCGGGGGGGACGCCCCGGCCGGCCGAGCCCAAGAAGGGGCCUCCUCCACGGGAGGGGGUGGUGGAAGGGGCCGAGGCCUGCCCCAUCGCGGAGGUGCCCCUCCAAGACAGACCCCCGGCGGACGUGGCAGCGACAGGGACUGAGCCUCGGUGGAAGGCAGAGACCCCCCCUGCCCGGGAGGCAGCGAAGGAGAAGACCCUCCGGCCAUUCUGGAUGGGCAGCCCCCCAGACUCGGUGCUGACGGAGCUGAAGCACACCAGGGAGAAGGACGCGGUGCCAGCCCCAAACCAGGGGGGUCCCCAGGAGGACAACGGCACCCCCAAGUGGGGGCACCUCUUUGGUUCCCGAAAGGCGCCCAAGGAGCCCAAGCAGGCCAACAGGCUGCCCUCUGGCUGGCUGAGCCUGGACCGCUCCGUGCUGCAGCUGAUGGCACAGACAGUGGGGGCCACGGUGUGGAGAGAGGCUUCCUCGGAGCCUGAGCGGCUGGCGCUGGACCCUCCUCCCCCACAUCCCAAGCAGCCACUGCCAGACAGGGGAGGCUCCCCAGAGACACCCUGCGAGGUCAAGGCCCUCUGCCACCACAUUGCCACGGAGGCCGGGCAGCUGAGCUUCCAGAAGGGCGACGUCCUGCGCGUGGCGGGCAAGGUGGACGCCGACUGGCUGCGCUGCAGGCGAGGGGCAGAGAGCGGCUUGGUGCCCAUCAUGUACGUCACCCACAUGGAGGACGAGGACUACUGACGGGGGCCGGGGGCAGCCGGGGAGGCCCAGAGAAGCACAGACCCACGGAGCCCGGCCGUGCCCCCCCAGCAAGACAGUGUCGGGCACAGAGGCGCCUCCUCCUCCUCCUGAUCCCGUCUCCCAAUCUCCUCGCUGUGAAGGAAUCUCAGAAAUCACUGCUGCUCUCCGCCUUUGCCCCCUGUCCUCCCAGGGGUCUCCUGUUGCCAAGUGUCAUUGCUGUGCAUGCUCCUCUCCUCUCUCGCCCCCUUCCCCCCCCAACAAGGAACUCUUCACCUGCUUCGCCUCCAGGGCUCGUCCGGCAUAGACCUUCGGCCGCCAGGACUGCCGCUUUGUGUUGCAGGGGUGGACUGGAUGGCCCUUGGAGCCCCCUUCCUAAAUAGGGUGGGGCAGCCAACCCCCAGCAUGCAUUGCUCUGCCUCCAUCUCCAGGUGGGGGGGCGCUUUCCUGCAAGCUGCCCCCGGUGGCGGCAGGUGGCAUUGCAGGCGGCCCUGCCCUAGACAUGCCCCCUCUAGAACUGUGUGCUAACAUAUAUUAACACCCCCGUUGCAUCUUGUGGCCCCCGCCACACCGUAGGGGCAGCCGGUGGGAAGGGAGCUGUGCCC